Kazachstania africana CBS 2517 is the source of this 1635-nucleotide messenger RNA. It is a transcript of the gene GGA1, whose product is annotated as ubiquitin-binding protein. Gene Ontology annotation, cellular component: trans-Golgi network. Bases 1 to 1635 code for a protein of 544 amino acids. Gene Ontology annotation, biological process: protein transport to vacuole involved in ubiquitin-dependent protein catabolic process via the multivesicular body sorting pathway; Golgi to endosome transport; Golgi to vacuole transport. The record is from RefSeq and is a predicted model, not a curated record. The transcript has a single exon. Lineage: Eukaryota; Fungi; Ascomycota; Saccharomycetes; Saccharomycetales; Saccharomycetaceae. Gene Ontology annotation, molecular function: phosphatidylinositol binding; ubiquitin binding.
AUGUCUUCAUACGGUAUUUAUUUGGAAGACGGUCCUGUUAGGAGACCACAGCCUGUUGGUAAUCCCCUAUUGAGAAAAAUCAAUAGGGCUUGUAGAAUGUCGCUACCUGAGCCAGAUCUGGCUUUGAAUCUGGAUAUUGCUGAUUACAUCAAUGAAAAACAAGGUGGUGCUGCUUACGAUGCAUCAAAGGCCAUUGUUAAAUUGAUCAACAACAGAGAUACUCACACUGCUGUUUUUGCCCUAGCGUUGUUAGAUGUUCUAGUGAAAAAUUGUGGUUAUCCAUUACAUUUACAAAUAUCUAGAAAGGCAUUUUUAAAUGAAUUAGUCAAGAGAUUUCCUGAACAUCCACCUUUAAGAUAUUCGAAAGUACAAAGGUUGAUUUUGACUGCCAUUGAAGAGUGGUAUCAAACUAUCUGUAAACUAUCUGAAUAUAAAGAUGAAAUGAAUUAUAUUAGAGAUAUGAGAAGGCUCUUGAAAUAUAAAGGCUACAUCUUCCCAAAGAUUCAAUCUGACAAUCUCGCUGUCAUGAGACCUACAGAUCAAUUGAAAACACCAAGUGAAAUCCAAAAGGAGCAAGAAAUUGUUCAAGCUGCUAAGUUGGAGGAAUUGAUCAGAAGCGGUAGACCAGAUGAUCUUAAAGAGGCAAACAAGUUGAUGAAAGUCAUGGCUGGCUUCAAAGAAGACAAUAUUGUCAAGGCAAAACAAAGUGUUAAUAACGAGUUGAAUAAAUUGAAACGUAAAGCUGACUUGUUGAAUGAAAUGUUAAGCUCUUCGGAUGAUAUGAAUGAUAAUGAAACCGCUGAAGAACUGUACGCUGCAUUGAAAAAUGCUCAACCAAAAUUUCAAAAGAUUAUUGAGGAAGAGCAUGACGAUGAUGAUUUGGUUCAAGAUCUAUUGAAAUUUAACGACAAUGUGAACCAGUUAUUAGAGAAGUACAGCCUUUUAAGAAAUGGUAAUGUUACCGCUGCUCAACAAAUCAACCCUCAAGCAAUGUCCACAGGUUCUAUGAUGCAAUCAAAUUCGGGAGCUUUGGCUAAUGAAAUCAAUUUAAUUGACUUUGGUGAUGAUCUAGGCGUCACAUCCCCAUCACCAACUCCUAAUGCAUCAUCUACUACUAAUACUGGUGAUGUGAUAGAUUUAUUAGGUGAUUUAACUUUAUCGUCUUCACCAUCUUCUCCGAAAAAUGAUACCAACAAUAACUCUCUAAGUCUAGCGGGUGGUAUCAAAUUAGACGAUAACAACGACUCUCUUGACUUAUUCGGAGACUUCACUUCGACUGGUACUUCUUCUAGAAUCCUUAUUAAUCAAUCAGCAACUUUGAAAAUUGAAGCAGAAAAUAAAAGAUUAUCUGAUUCAACUGUAAAUAGCAAAAUCUACUUCUCAAAUCUAUCUAAUGAUAAAUUGACAGAUUUAACUUUCCUCAUUGCUGUACCAAAAUCUAUGAAGUUAACUUUAUUGCCUCAAUCAGACAAUGAAAUGGUACCACAUACAAACAGUGGUAUAUCUCAAGAGGCCAAUAUUGAUAAUGUACCAAAAGCUGCAGGCAAACCAUUGAAAAUCAAAUGGAAAGUUAACUAUAAAAUUGCUAACAAUCCAAUCGAAGAGACUGCCGUCUUCACUUUCCCCGCGUUAUAA